Messenger RNA from Tetrahymena thermophila SB210, 378 nucleotides. RefSeq lists its product as hypothetical. The record is from RefSeq and is a predicted model, not a curated record. The transcript has a single exon. Lineage: Eukaryota; Ciliophora; Oligohymenophorea; Hymenostomatida; Tetrahymenidae.
AUGAAAAUAAAAUGUUAAGAAUUAAAUUAAUAAUAAAAGUAAGUAAAAGUUGAAAAUCAAAAAAUGAGUUAAAUUAAGAAAGAAAAAAAAAUGCAACCAAAAUUAACAAGAAAUUAAAAUAUCUCAAUCCAAAAUAAUAAUAUCUUUUUACCCAAGUCCAAGUACCUAAUUUAAGAGAUUAGUGCAUUUUGGUAAAGCAGAAUUUAAGUAUAAUGUACUAACUAAAUGCACCAAUUUAAUUUCUACUUUUUAAAUAUUAAAAAUAUAUUAAUAAUUAACUAAUUAGAAGGAAAAAUAGAGAUAAAAUAUGAAAUAAUAAAUAGGAAAUUAAUUAAAAAUCAAUAUUUUUUCAGCCAAGAAAUCCAAGAAAUUGAAUGA